AUGCCGCCGAAGAGGAAGGCCGCGCCCGCCGUGCAGGGCGGCGCAAAGGCAGGGCGGUCGUCUCGCAUGUCCACACCGGGAGCGGCCACUCCUCGAAGCCUCGAGAGUGCUGAGGAACCAGACGACGACGAUGUGCCUGUCGACGAGGUGCUCGAGCGUGAUAUCGAGAAGAACAUCGAUCAGUUCUCGCUCGAAAAGUACCAGAAGAAGCACGUCAUACGAGAGCCUCUUUUCCAUAUUUUUGGUCAGAACGACUUUUCGUAUCUCGACCUCAAGAAAGACCACCAGAACCGCCCACUGUGGAUCGAUCCCAAGAAGGGACGCAUCAUCCUCGAGAGCUUCAACCCGCUGGCCGAGCAGGCCCAGGACUUUCUCAUCACCAUAGCAGAACCUCAGUCACGACCGACAUUUAUGCACGAGUACGAUCUCACAACGCAUAGCCUUUACGCAGCCGUUUCGGUAGGCCUGUCGCCACACGACAUCAUCAACACACUCGAGCGCUUCCUCAAGACGCCCCUGCCGGACGAGAUUCGAGACUUCAUCAAUAGCUGCACACAAAGCUACGGAAAAGUCAAGCUAGUCUUGAAGAAUACAAAAUACUACGUGGAGAGCCCGGAUCCCAACAUGCUGCAAAUGCUGCUCAAGAACCCCAAGAUUGGACCUCUUCGAGUCCAGGGGACUGAAGAGAUCACCACAUCAGCUGCUCCCAAGAUUGGAGGCCUUGUCAUCCCUGGAACAAAGAACGCGGCUGGCGUCAAGCAGGCGAAUGGGCUACAGCAAGGGAGCGGAGAGCAGCAGCAACAGGACGGGCAACAAGUCCAGGCUGGCGACGUGCUCACGACGCUCAACGAAGAAGAAGACGACGAUGACCAGGAAGUGACCCAUUCCUUUGAAAUUGCCGACAAGGACGUGGAGACGGUUCAGAAGGAGUGCCUAAACCUGGGCUUCCCGGUUCUGGAAGAGUACGACUUCCGAAGAGACGAAGCGAAUGCCAAUUUGGACAUCGAUCUCAAGCCUGGAACGCAGAUCCGGCCGUACCAGGAAAAGAGCCUCAGCAAGAUGUUCGGUAACGGCCGAGCAAAGAGUGGCUUGAUUGUCUUACCCUGUGGCGCUGGCAAGACACUCGUGGGCAUCACGGCUGCCUGCACGAUCAAGAAGGGCGUGAUAGUCCUUUGCACCAGCUCCAUGUCCGUCGUGCAGUGGAGGCAAGAGUUCUUGAAAUGGUCCAACAUCAACCCCGACGAUAUUGUCGCCUUCACUUCCGACUCGAAGGGAUCUGUCUUCACUGGCAGCACUGGCAUCAUUGUAACGACGUACUCCAUGGUGACCCAGUCCCGUGCGCGGUCCUACGAUGCCGAGAAGAUGAUGAAGUUCUUGACGGGCCGCGAGUGGGGCCUCAUGCUCCUCGACGAGGUUCACGUCGUGCCCGCAAACAUCUUUCGAAAAGUCACAUCGUCGAUUAAGACACAUUCCAAGUUGGGGCUUACGGCCACCCUACUGCGAGAGGACGACAAGAUUUCAGAUCUUAACUUCCUGAUUGGGCCAAAACUUUUUGAGGCGAACUGGAUGGAGCUAUCAAAGCAAGGUCACAUUGCACGGGUGCAAUGUGCAGAGGUGUGGUGUCCGAUGCCCACCGAGUUCUACGACGAGUACCUGCGAGCCCCAUCGCGCAAGAAGAACUUGCUGUACAUUAUGAACCCACGCAAGUUCCAGGCUUGCCAGUACCUGAUCAACUAUCACGAGUCAAGAGGCGACAAAAUUAUCGUGUUUUCUGACAACGUCUAUGCGCUCAAGGCUUACGCGCUGAAGCUUGGCAAGGCCUUCAUCUACGGUAGCACAGGCCAAGCGGAACGACUGCAAGUCCUGGAGAACUUUCAGCACAACCCACAGGUCAAUACGCUGUUCCUAUCGAAAAUCGGCGACACGUCACUAGACUUGCCCGAGGCUACAUGCCUAAUCCAAAUUUCCUCUCACUAUGGCUCUCGACGCCAGGAAGCGCAGAGGUUAGGGCGAAUCCUUCGAGCGAAGCGUAGGAAUGACGAGGGCUUCAACGCCUUCUUCUACUCUCUGGUGUCGAAAGAUACGCAAGAGAUGUACUUUUCAUCGAAGCGGCAGGCCUUCCUCGUCGACCAGGGGUAUGCCUUCAAGGUGAUUACGCAGCUGGCCAACAUUGAAAAAACGCCCGGCCUAGCUUUCGCCACGGCAAGCGAGCGGCGAGAGCUGCUACAAAAGGUGCUGGUGGAGAACGAGUCGAUGGAGGACGAGGACCCCACGGACGACCUCUUCCACAGCGGCACGAUGGGGCGCAAAAAGAAGAAGGCACGGCGGACGGCGGGGACGCUGGGCGAGCUCAGUGGCGGGCAAGACAUGGCUUACAUCGAGCAGAACAAGAGGGUCAACCAGUCGCUUAAGAAGAAGAAUGGCAAAGAGAGCAGUGCAUUCUUCAAAAAGAUUGGGCGAGAGAACGCGCGUCGGGCGGCUAACAAGUAG
Messenger RNA from Purpureocillium lilacinum, 2490 nucleotides. RefSeq names its product transcription factor TFIIH complex ERCC-3 subunit. Gene Ontology annotation, cellular component: transcription preinitiation complex; nucleotide-excision repair factor 3 complex; transcription factor TFIIH holo complex. Gene Ontology annotation, molecular function: DNA binding; ATP binding; 3'-5' DNA helicase activity. Lineage: Eukaryota; Fungi; Ascomycota; Sordariomycetes; Hypocreales; Ophiocordycipitaceae. The record is from RefSeq and is a predicted model, not a curated record. Gene Ontology annotation, biological process: transcription initiation at RNA polymerase II promoter; nucleotide-excision repair.